This is a messenger RNA of Sinocyclocheilus grahami, 1628 nucleotides long. Its product is annotated as Krueppel-like factor 5. The transcript has 2 exons. Lineage: Eukaryota; Metazoa; Chordata; Actinopteri; Cypriniformes; Cyprinidae. The record is from RefSeq and is a predicted model, not a curated record. The coding region runs from base 125 to 1219 and encodes 364 amino acids.
CGGGACAUUACUACUAAAAGCACACGCACGGGUAUCAUUCCAUGCACCAUACACUCACUUCCCCCUCCUCAACGUCUAUCAAAACCCAUCUUGCGGACCCUCUCUCCGUCACAUCCACGGCUUUAUGGCCGCUACGCUUCUCACGAUGAGCGCUGCGCUCGCACCGGGGCAAGACGACUUUCUCUCGCUUCUCAAACCCUCACUGUCCGACGGCUUUCAGGAGGACCCCUCUCUGUUUUCCUUUGAAACUAAGACUCUCGACACGGAAAGGAGCUUAUCAACCGACUAUUCUCAGGCUAAACUAGAGAUGGAUAAAUAUCUGUCUCCACAACCUGUGGCUCUCCCCGAUCCAAAGAAGUCAAGACGAGAGAGCAUCUCUGUAAUGGACCAGUUUUUUGGGGACGAUCACGGGUCCCCCUAUAGCAUCAACAUGAAUGUCUUCCUCCCCGACAUUGCUUACCUAAGAACGGGAAUGUGCCGGCCAGCGCGGCCUUCAGUCCCCAGCCACGUCAAAACUGAACCUGUAGUGGCGCCUUUCUCUCAUCCCGAGUGUCCGGUGAGCUCGACUGGCCCCGCUCCAUCCGCGCUGCCCGAUUUCACCAGCAUCUUUAACUCAAAUUCCACUUCGGGUUCUGAAAUCAAUCCCAUGGACGAUAACUCUGGGGUCUUUGUCAAGCAGGAGAUGCAAGGCUUUGACAUCCCACAGGAUGGGCCGCUCUUCCAGCUCCUCAACUCGGAGCUGGACAUCCCCCAUCAAGCCGAUUCUCACUCCCACCCUCACGCUCACUCUGUGCCCUCACAGAUGCCUACUUUCCACGACCUGCACUUAGCGACCCAACAGACAGCUGCCAAGCCAUACUGUGGCAUGCCCACCACCGGCUUCCCUCUCGGCCCGGGUCACUUUGUGCAUCCUCAGGGUCAGGCCCACUCACAGCUCAAAAUGCCCUAUCUUCCCCCCUCGCCUCCCACUUCAGAACCUGGCAGUCCUGACAGACAGAAGGAACUGCUUCACAAUCUGACACCACCACCAUCUUACGCCGCCACUAUCGCCUCCAAAAUGGCUGUCCAUGCGCCCAGUCACCCAACACCCACCUCGACACGAGCUCUCGCGAACACUGGGUCCAUGCCUGUUCGUUACAACAGAAGAACAAACCCAGACCUUGAGAAAAGACGGAUACACCACUGUGAUUUUGCAGGUACAAACUGUUUUUUCAAUUGAACUGGAUCUAUAGCCAAAUUCACAAGAUGCUGCUGUGUUUUCUGAAGCACUAUGUUGCUUUCUGCUGCACUUUCUUACUCACACACUUGAAUCCACUGUUAAAUAAUUCAGAGACGGCAAAGCCUUUUAACCAGCGCUCAGAAUGAAUGCCAAAGAGUUGACGUCAGGCUGAUUGUUAUUGAAUCCUGUUGCAUCAAAUUGACUGGGCAAACUGUAAAACAGACAAGCCUCACAGUGCCAUUAAUUGUGCAUUUACGCUAAGAAGCUGCAUGUCUGAAGCAACGAGCUUCGCAAUUAAGAACCCAUCACUGAGUGGGGUUUUACAGCUAACGACAUAAGAUGGGCUUUAGAUUCCUAAUUGGAGAAGAAAGCAUACUGAAACCAAGUAACAGGAUGCUCUUAUUUGUGA